Messenger RNA from Conger conger (European conger), 3273 nucleotides. RefSeq names its product phospholipase A1 member A (gene pla1a). Gene Ontology annotation, biological process: lipid metabolic process. Lineage: Eukaryota; Metazoa; Chordata; Actinopteri; Anguilliformes; Congridae. Gene Ontology annotation, molecular function: lipase activity; carboxylic ester hydrolase activity. Bases 427 to 1821 code for a protein of 464 amino acids. The transcript has 11 exons. The record is from RefSeq and is a predicted model, not a curated record.
UGUUCUGUUAGUGUCUUUGCUCUGAGAUCCACAGCUUGAUGUACUUCCAUGCCUCAGACUUUAGGAAUGGAGUAGACUUUACCAAUGGCUCCUGUGUGAUAGGCUGACAAACAGUGUUAACUAGAGAAACAUCUCAGUGGCGCCAAAAGGAAGGAGGGGGGGACCUUUCCGAGAUUUAAUCGCCAUCAGAUGUCGUAACGGUUUUCCCUGCCAAGCUUGCCCUUUCUGCUCGGGGCACCUAAUUCACUAAGUGGAUUUCCCCGCUUGAGAAACGCUGGGAGCUGAAGUUUCGGAUACAUUCUGUAUGGAGGGGACAGACCUCAGGAAAACAUACAUUCCGAGUUUCCUCACACCUGUCAAUCCGCAGUCAUUUACACUCAAGAGAAGACACACCGGGAGUUUCUGUGGAUAAUCUCCUGACAAAGCAUGGCCUACGUACUGACUGUCUUCUUUUAUGCUGCCAUUCUGAUGGUCUCUGUUUCAUCAUCAAACGAUCCAGCAGGCAAUGGCACUGACUGUGCAGACUUCAACACCACCUCCUGGGGGGAGUACUGGCAGGGCAUCCGGCUGCAGGUGCAGUACCUCCUCCUCACGCGCCGAAACGUGGACUGCGCCUCCGUCUUCACCAAUGAGUCCCUCUCUGACCCCCUGCAGCCCACCCACUUCAACUCCUCUCUCCCCACCAAGGUCAUCAUCCACGGAUACAGGGCUACGGGCAGUAAGCCCCCCUGGGUGAAAGUUUUGGCAGAGGGUCUGCUCCAGGCGGCCGAUGUCAACGUGCUAGUUGUGGACUGGGUUUACACAGCCUCCUUCGCCUACAACUCGGUGGUGCAGAGCUACAAAGAGGUGGCCUUGCAAAUCUCCAUCCUCAUCAACAAACUUGUUAGUCACGGCAGCAGUUUGGAGUCCUUUCAUUUCAUCGGGAUAAGCCUUGGAGCCCAUGUGUCAGGUUUCGUGGGAACUUUGUUUGAAGGAAAGUUGGGAAGAAUUACAGGGCUGGACCCAGCAGGACCCAUGUUUAAAGGAGCUGAUAUAUUCGACCGGCUCGAUCCCACUGAUGCUCUCUUCGUAGAGGCCAUCCACACCGACUCUGACUAUUUUGGGAUCUCCAUUCCUGUGGGACAUGUUGAUUUCUUUCUCAACGGUGGGAUGGACCAGACUGGUUGUAAACGCUCCAGGUUUGCAUCUAUUCUUCUCUAUUUUCCAGUGUACGGUUAUGUCAUCUGCGACCACAUGAGGGCAGUACACGUCUACAUCAGUUCGCUGAACAGCUCGUGUCCUCUGAUUGGCUUCCCGUGUCCGAGUUACGAGCGCUUCCUCGCAGGAGAAUGCACGGACUGCGAAAGAACCUUCAAGGGCACCUGUCCGCAAAUAGGGCUUUUGGAGAACAGUGGGAUCACAGUCUCUCCCUUGCCCCACGAAGUGAAGCUUUUCCUCCAGACCAGCUCCUCGGCCCCCUACUGUGCGCAUCACUUCCUGUUGGAGCUGACAGUUUCCUCCAUGGCGAGGAACACUGGGGUGGAGAUCACCCUGAGGAGCAUGGGACAUCCAGACAGCCAGCAGAAGCUGUGGCUGAAAACCAAAGAGAGCAAAUACAGCAGAGUGAUGUCAGCCCCAGUGCCUCUGUGUAAGAUAGAUUCCAUCCUACUGAAGGGCACUGGCUCCUUCUUCUACAGACCGGGAGACGUCAACAUUCAGUCUAUCUGCGUCUCGGAGUUCCCCAUCACCAGUCAGAAAGAACCGCUGUGUUUGGUGAAUUUCCAGCUGCACAGGAGUUCUCUGUGGUCCCAUGACUUUGUGCAGGUGUGUGGGGCCUUCUGAGAGCCACUUGUUUCCAUGACAGCACUUGGAGGAAAUGGUCACAUACAUAUAUCCACAAUGCGCAUGUAUCUACCCACACCACACCAUAGAUCAUUCAUACAUAACUGUACAGGCAUAACCGAAAUCUGCAGCCAUGCAUACCAGCCCUUGCAUGUAUCAUAUGUGACCUGCUCUAUCAAGAUCAGCCGUAUUGACACAAAAGGUAUUUUGAGUUUUAGAAACUAAUGGAAAAAGAAGGGGGAAUUGUUUCAUUUUGUGUGCCACCAAACCAGUUUUUUGAGAAAAAUUUGAGAAAGGUUUGUCUUGAGAUCUACGUGAGGCUGGGAGACUACUGGCACUGGGCAAAAAAACUCCAGGACUAUAACUUUUUAAACUAGAUUUUUACUCUAAACAUUAACUCUUGACAUUAAGACAUGCAGACCCUGAAACCAAACGCAGCUGAUGUGGUUGUUUGUGACAGACUAACAUCCAAACAAUGCAUCUUGCAUUUAAAAGCUAAAAAACUAUAUUUUUACUCAGAAAUUGCCAAAAAGACAUGCAGAUUACAAAAGCCAAGAUAUUGUUCUACAAAAUAAAGAUGAAAGCCUAAACAGCCAAAAAUUAAAGGGCCGUUGCGACAUACAACCGAUUAUGAUAUAACCGGUCACAUAUUUGCGCACGCACACACACACAUACACACACACAAACACACAGCCAAGCUAAAUACUGUACACAAAGGUGUGCCUUUAAAAUGAUAAAUGCUACGUUGAAUAUAUUUUCUUCAUGUAUCAGAAGGCCUUAAAAUUUUCCUGCUGUUGGUCCCUGAGAUUGUUCUGACUUCUCACACUCAGAUUAACUUCAUCACAGUUGGGGAUAACAGGGCUAAGUUGGACAAACACACAGCUUAAUUUCUUCAUUUGUUUGGGCCCUUGGCUCUGAUAUGGCAGCAAAGCUGGUGAAGGUGAUCAGAGCGAAUAACUCUGUAUGACAAGGUUGCAGACAUGAUGGUUACAGUGUUUUGCCCAAGAGCUUUGUGGAGAAACACUUGUGAAAACAAAUGAUCACAUUGAAAUGUUGUAGCUGACAUUGUGCUUCUAAAACCAGGGUAUUAGAAAUACUCCGUGCAUGUAAAAUACAAAAAGGCGUGAAACUUCCCUAAAUGCGGAAUUGUGUCAUUACACGUGAAGACUUCCUGAACAUUGUUGAUUCAUGCAGAAAAAAAAACCUAUAUACUGUUAUGGCUAUAUUUUCCAAAACAUUUCUUUAAAUGUCCUUUAAAUGUCCUUGUCCUUUUCCCCCCAUGAAUGAAAACAUACAAUAAAAGAGUGGCAGUAUUACUGUAGAAUCAUACAUAACACAAAAUGUCUUGAACAAAAACACAGAUUUCCCAUCGUUUACGAUGUGUACGAUACUAUACAUGCACGUGUCAGGUUAUUGCCUUAAUAAAUAUUGAAUAAAUGGAGGAAUCCUUGA